AUGUCUACCAAAUCGGGAAUUGUAGCCUCCGAGGGUCUUUUGGACGCCUUUAAAAACAUCAGCAGUCCUCUUGUGAUCAAGGUGUCCGAGGACAACACGCAACUAGUCCCCGAUGACAACGCUCCAAAUUUCGGUACCGAUUUAGCCGAUAAUUUUGUCAAACUAAAUCGCUAUCUCGACGAGAUUUUUCCUCGUCCGGCUUACAUUGUGGUGCCCCAUGAGGAUACUUAUGGGUUUAUCAGUUUCAUCCCGGAUCUGGCUCCGGUUAGAGAAAAAAUGCUUUAUGCUUCGACGAAGAAUACGUUGAUGACACAAUUGGGAACCAGUAACUUUAAGAACAAGCACACUUUUGCGUGGACGGAGCCCAGCGAGGUGUCGCAUUCGAAUUUUGUUCAUGGAAAUGAGACAGAAGCUGUUUUGUCGCUGGAUGAAAAACAUGUUCAUGACCUUGCGAACAUCCAGACUUUAGAUCGUGGUCGCAUGGUGCCAAUGGAGAACCUGAAAGCUGGUAGUAUGUUGCUCUUUCGAUUGAGCCUGCAACUUGAGGCGGAAUUGGCAAAUUUGGCCGAAAAAAACCUUGUGGUUUUCGAUAUAGAUAUUGCCCAAGAAACCGUCAAUUUGGUAGAUUCAAAUCUGCAAGUAUCUACAUCGUCAUUGAUCAGCCACCUUGACUCCAUUAUUCUGAAAGAUCCGCAUCCAAUCUACGCUGUCUACAAGUAUGGGGAUGCCAAUUUUGCAUUCAUCUACUGCUGCCCUUCUGGUUCAAAAGUGAAGGAAAGGAUGAUAUAUGCCUCCAACAAGCAAGGUUUGAUCAACCACAUCAAGGGUAUAGUUCUGGUAGACAAAGUCAUUGAUGCUGGAGACGUCGAUGAGAUCGAAGUGAGCUCGUUGCUGGGCAAACAAGAAGGAGAAAUUGGCGGUGUGAAGCGCAUUAGUCGUCCCAAGGGUCCUAGAAGAAGGUAG
This is a messenger RNA of Meyerozyma guilliermondii ATCC 6260, 963 nucleotides long. RefSeq lists its product as uncharacterized. The coding region runs from base 1 to 963 and encodes 320 amino acids. Gene Ontology annotation, cellular component: cytoplasm; actin filament. Gene Ontology annotation, molecular function: actin filament binding; actin monomer binding. NCBI's taxonomy places the organism in Eukaryota, Fungi, Ascomycota, Pichiomycetes, Serinales, Debaryomycetaceae. The transcript has a single exon. The record is from RefSeq and is a predicted model, not a curated record. Gene Ontology annotation, biological process: barbed-end actin filament capping; actin filament depolymerization.